AUGGAGGAAGAUGAAGAUGAAAGGAAGGGUUGGCGACCAAAGCUCGCCGCUUUUAGUUCGCUUAACACUCGGGUCGUUCAUUCUUCUUUAGAGGAAGGUGUAGUUCUGAAGCAGGCGUCUGCUGAGUCAACCGAUGCGAACACCUCUAGCAUAUCAGCGGCACAAUUUAGUGAUAGAAGCUUUGUAUCAAAAACCAGCACAUUCUCGCGAAGUGGUACUUCUAGUUCUAGUCAGGAGGAAUGUGAGGUAGCGCAGACAACGAUAACAAGUGGUCAGUACUUGGCAGCUGCGCGCGUAGAAACUGCACGAUCAAUGGAGAGUCUCCGUCCAAGUAAAGAUUCGUCGCCGGCGCGCCCUGCCAGCUCGUGUACAUCUGUUCGCAUUCAUCGCAGCUCAUUUCUAACAGCUAGCGAAAGAGAUGUCCGCGAAACGAGAGGGGCGCCAGCACGUCGGGCUCUCUCUGGGGAGGAUAUGGGGAAUGCGGAAAAGCGACGAGGUUUGUUCGCAAGUACGGAGCGGCGCGCCUUACAACAGCUAAGCUUGCCCCCGCCUGAGAGGCGACUAACUAUUUUAAGCCCACAUAGCCCGAUGGCAACCAGUGAACUACAAUGGCCGGCGCCCUCAGGAAUUCGGGGCAGGCGAAAGAAAGGAAUGGUUUUACCCAAACUAAUAUUACCUCGCAGCGAUUCAGAUGGCUCAGAUGUUUUCUUUGAAAGGUGCUAUUUCUUAUUAUUUAGUAGUCUUUAA
Messenger RNA from Pieris macdunnoughi, 747 nucleotides. The record is from the annotation of a GenBank genome assembly. NCBI's taxonomy places the organism in Eukaryota, Metazoa, Arthropoda, Insecta, Lepidoptera, Pieridae.